Ochotona princeps (American pika) is the source of this 1137-nucleotide messenger RNA. RefSeq names its product membrane anchored junction protein (gene MAJIN). The record is from RefSeq and is a predicted model, not a curated record. NCBI's taxonomy places the organism in Eukaryota, Metazoa, Chordata, Mammalia, Lagomorpha, Ochotonidae. Gene Ontology annotation, cellular component: nuclear inner membrane. The transcript has 11 exons. The coding region runs from base 176 to 940 and encodes 254 amino acids. Gene Ontology annotation, molecular function: DNA binding. Gene Ontology annotation, biological process: homologous chromosome pairing at meiosis; meiotic attachment of telomere to nuclear envelope.
GCCGGGGGAGCGGUUGUUCGCGCCUGGCCACGUUCGAGGUCCGUGCUUUCCGUCCUCCGACAGGGCCAUUCCUAAGGCGGCCACCUUCUUCAGGGCCUGAACGCCCCCUGAUCAGGCCGUGUGGCAGAACCCAGCGGGUCCUGGGCGCUCGGCCUGAGGCUGUCAUCUGGGAGCAAUGAGUUUAAAACCCUUCACCUACCCAUUUCCAGAGACCAGAUUUCUUCAUGUGGGUCCCAGUGUGUAUAAAUUCAAAAUCAGAUAUGGAAACAGUAUCAGAGGCGCAGUGACAGACGACAAGGACAGCAUCCCUCAGGAGCUGGAGGAUUCUAUCCGUGUGGUCCUGGGAAACAUGGACAACCUGCAGCCUUUUGCUACAGAACACUUCAUUGUAUUUCCCUACAAAAGCAAGUGGGAAAGAGUUUCCCACCUGAAAUUCAAGCAUGGGGAAACCGUGCUUAUCCCUUACCCAUUUGUUUUCACACUCUACUUGGAGAUGAAGCAGUUUCAUGAACACCUGUCACCUGGGAGAGCAGGACAGGACAGUUCUCCUGGGACGGUCCUCACUGAAAAGACAUCACCAGUAGCCGCGAUAAGGAAACGGAAAUGCAUGGAGGAGCCCAGCGGCAGCCCCAGCCCAGGGCUGGCCAGACCCAAGAUGGGGACUUUGGGUCCCAGCCUCAGCAGAAAGAAGCCCCCUGUGGCAAUCAGAAGGAACAGGGAAAGAAAAACUCAGCAGGAGUGGCAGGAGACCUUGCCCGUUGACUCCACUCAUAUCCAGGAAGAGGAUUCCAAGUGGGGACACAGUCCUGCAGAACCAGGUGUCACCCCACUGCAGCAGAACAACCUACCUCCCCCCAAGGAGACAGGCAGCAGGGGCUUCUUUGAGUUUCUAAGCUCUCUCUUCCCGUUCCAGUACUUCUUCAGGAGGAACAGCCAGUGAACCCCCCAAAGUGGCUGUGCCAGGAGGACCGCCUGGCACAGCACCACCUGCUCCGUGUCCUCAGCCUGUGUGGCCUCAACUUUGGGCAGAGCAGAGCCCCAACUGGCUGACACCCGUCCCCAGGAGGGUUCUCCUGUCCUCUGCCACCUUAUAGCUGAAUGUUUUUGUCCCAAUUUAAUUUUUUCAACUAAAAAAAA